This is a messenger RNA of Phialemonium atrogriseum, 1624 nucleotides long. RefSeq lists its product as uncharacterized. The transcript is spliced from 7 exons. Lineage: Eukaryota; Fungi; Ascomycota; Sordariomycetes; Cephalothecales; Cephalothecaceae. Bases 374 to 1624 code for a protein of 416 amino acids. The record is from RefSeq and is a predicted model, not a curated record.
GUACCGCUUUCUUCCCUCGACCCCAACUCGCUUGCCAGUUCAUACGUACAACUUCACUUAUCGGGUGAUGGAUAGUACUCCUUUUUGAAUGCGCCGGCAGGGAUAGAAGGAAGAUCUCCGGGAGUUGAUGGUUGUGGUGGUCGUCGGGGAGGCAUGUCGAACAGAAUAAAUAAUACGUCCUUGAAUUCUAUACGAGUUGCCAUGAAAAUGAGGGUAUAGCUGCAUAUUGCGCAUGUUGCCGGGCUUGCAGUCCGCGACUCGCAGCCCUUUUCUUAUCCCGAUGGCUGGAUGAUUGACUAACUCUCCAUAUGUUAGUCAGUUUCUCCCAGAACUGGUAAAGAACUGGCUCUACUCGAGACGCAGCUUAUCUGAAAUGCCAGGCAUCUCUAUGCCUGCUAAGCGCCAAAAGAGGAACAUCUUCUUCCACGCCUCCUUCAACCUCACGCCACUUCUCAGGUUAGCGGAACGGCUGCGACAUCAACCGUCUUUAAACUGGACGAUAUUUCUUGAGUUCGAUGAUGGCGUUGAGUGGGUUUUUCGGGCUCCCUGCUCUACAUACACUGCCGCCCAAGGCGUCACUGGGCGUCUCCUGGCUAGCGAGGCCGCUACCCUCAAAUACAUCCGAGAGCACACCUCUAUUCCUGUACCAGAGGUUUUCCAUUACAGCCAUGAACUCUCUGGGCUGAACAGUCCUGCGACGCCGGCACGAGUUUUGACAGAGGAAGAAAAGGGGAAGAUUAUGCGACAGCUUGGAUGCUACGCUCGCCAGUUAUUUAGCCUCCGUUUUCCCACCAUCGAAUUGCUCUUCGAAAGGGACGAGGGUUAUUGCAUCGGCGAAUGUCUUUCCCCCGGGCACGUUCUACAAGACCGGGAAACGAUUGAGGAUCUCCCGCGGCGUCCAUUUCAUCACGAACCAGACUAUUACUCCUCCCUCGCCGUAGCCCUUCUGCUACAUGCCGAGCAGCUGCCAAUGGGACACCAUGUCCUCCGUGCGCCUAUUCCCGUCCCGCAAGAAUACCCAAACUUCGCCAACAAGAAUCGAUUGCAGUAUAGCCUCGCGAGCCAUCUCCUCCGGGACUCCAUCAUCCCCUGCAUGAUCCGUCCUGUCAGUCAGUCGGCUCCCGGCUUUCCCCUCUACCGCCACGACAUCAGCCUCCAGAACCUCUUCGCGUUCUCCUCUACUGUUCCGCCCGCCCACCUGCUCUCCACUCCGGGUCUGCCGCAUCCUAGGGACUUGGAAGAUCGGUGGAUGUGUAAUCGAGUCCGACUACUGGAGGGUCGGCGAGAUGGUCUCACGUUUUAUGCGCCUGGUGAACCUGGAUGCUUUACAAGACUAUCACUACCUGGAGGCGCUCUACGACGCCAUAGCCUUCCAGCUAUAUUGGCAACACGGGCCACGACCCAGGAGGCGCUCGAGCUAGCCGACGAGCUAGCAGCUGACGAUGAGCCUAAAAGCGAGGUCCGGUGGCAGGAGAAGGAGUACUUCGAUGCAGUUGGUGCUAAGAGACUCGCGUUAGCGCACAAGGUGACUCUCGUAGCCGAGAUGAAUUCGCGAUUUGUGGCAGAUGGGCGGCUGUGGCGUUGGAUUGAUGCAGUUAUGGUGUAUUACGAUGACUCAGGAUGA